This is a messenger RNA of Fundulus heteroclitus (mummichog), 3646 nucleotides long. RefSeq names its product fucosyltransferase 11 (alpha (1,3) fucosyltransferase) (gene pofut4). The transcript has 5 exons. Gene Ontology annotation, molecular function: alpha-(1->3)-fucosyltransferase activity. Gene Ontology annotation, cellular component: Golgi membrane. The coding region runs from base 101 to 1579 and encodes 492 amino acids. The record is from RefSeq and is a predicted model, not a curated record. Lineage: Eukaryota; Metazoa; Chordata; Actinopteri; Cyprinodontiformes; Fundulidae.
CCAGAUUAAUGUAACGCUAGAAGAUGAACUUGUAAACCGCAGAGGAAGAGUCUGUUGUUACUGAUGUUGGAGAGUAAACCGUUAUCAGGGUCCAACGGAGAUGGCAGGUAGGAGGAGGCUGCUGCCCUGUGUGGGUCUGGGGCUGCUCGCUGUCCUCUGCUGGGUGUGGGUCUCCUUCGCCUCCCUCUCCGGAGACCAGCUUCACCUGGAGGACCGGGGAGCCUUUCUGCCGCAGAGCGCUUUGUCGGACAUGGAGUUCGCCUCCGUGGCCUCAUACCGAGGGCCGGGGAACAGCGACCGCCGCAGCAACAGGGAGCUGCCCAUUCUCCUGUGGUGGAGCGGAGGGCUGUUCCCCCAUUUCCCAGGGGACACUGAACGCAUCGACUGCGCCACGUCCUCCUGCCUGGUGACGAGCAAUCGCAAGGUCCAGCUGUACAAGAGGACGGCAUCCAUCAUCUUCUACGGGACGGACUUCAGGGCGUAUGAGGCGCCGCUGCCCCGCCUGCGCCACCAGACCUGGGCUCUUUUCCACGAGGAGUCGCCCAUGAACAACUACAUCCUCUCCCACGCACCGGGAAUCCGGCUGUUUAAUUACACGGCCACGUUUCGCAGGGAGUCCGACUACCCGCUGACCCUGCAGUGGCUGCCCUCCCUGGAGUACCUGCUGGAGCCCGUGGCUGUGCCUCUGGAGGAGAAAAGGCGCCUCAGGGGGCAGGGCUUGGCCCCCGUGCUUUACAUGCAGUCCCACUGUGACGUGCCGUCGGACAGAGACCGAUAUAUCCGCGAGCUCAUGAAGUACAUUCAGGUGGAUUCUUAUGGGAAGUGCUUGAACAACAAAGCCCUACCGGAGCACCUGGAGGACACGGCCACCGCCACCGGCGAGGAGCCCGGAUUUAUGAACUUCGUGGCACGCUACAAGUUCCACCUGGCCCUGGAGAACGGCGUGUGUCCGGAUUACAUGACCGAGAAGCUCUGGCGGCCCCUCCAUCAGGGCUGCGUCCCCGUCUACCGAGGCUCGGCGGUGGUGGCCGACUGGAUGCCCAACGACCACUCUGUGGUCAUCGUCGACGACUUCCCCUCACCCAGAGCUCUGGCCGACUUCCUCAAGCGUCUGGACGAGAACGACGACGAAUACGUCCGCUAUUUGGAGUUCAAGGACCCCAGAAAGAUUACCAACACUCGUCUGCUGGAGGGCUUGGAGACCCGCGAGUGGGGAGUGAACGACAUGAGUAAGCCCAACUACCUAAACGGGUUCGAGUGUUACGUGUGCGAGCAGGAGAACGCCCGGCUGGCUGCAGAGAGGGCGCACAGGAAAGCCCCGGAGAGAAAGCCUCCCCCUCAGCCGAAAAUGGCCGCCAACUCCCACAUGGGCUGCCCACUGCCCAGCCCGGGGUACGGAGACGUCAAAGACCUGCCUGCAGACGACGGAUGGUUGCAAAUAUGGCCUCAGGAUUACUGGCAGAGCCUGGACCAGGCUGAGGGGCUGGAGUCCCUGAUAAGACACAACGAGUCGGACCCGUCUCUGCUGUGGAAGCACAUCCAGAACAUCGCUGUGAGCAGAGCCAGAGGAAAACACUGACACAGGCGGUGAAACAAACGGAGCCUGGAGCCCGUCCAGGACCACCGGGCGCCCCGUGUCACGCCUCCCCCUGCGUUUAAGCCAGCGGUCGACUGUUAAGUCUCACGACCGAGCCGGAUCCCCUUCACAUUUAUGGAUCACGGUGUUGUGAGAAAAGUAUUAAGACCCUUGAAGCUUGUUAAGAUUUUAGUCACAUUACAACAAAAACCUUAAUUAUCAGGAUGUUACGUGAUAGAGCAAGAUGAAGAGUGGCAGAGUUUUGAAGUGGAAGGAGAAAGAUAAACCGAUUGCAACAUUUUUACAAAUGAAAGUCUGAAAAAUGUGGCAAGGAUAUGUAUUCAGCCCCCGUUAAAUGAAUCCUCCUCAGAACCGCCUUUUACCCCGGCUUCAGGUCAUGUGAGGCCGGUCUACCAACUUUGCACGUGUAGAGGCUGAUCUUUUUUUAACCGUGUUCUGCCUUGAAGAGAUCUGAAGUUUGUAGCGGAUGGAUAAUCCGUGAUUUCCAAGGCUUGCCAAAGAUCCUUGAUUUGGACUCAGAUCUGGACUUUGAAGCCUCUAACAAGGUCGGCCCUCAUGUUUUAGAUGUUCCCCCCCCGUUAAUCUCACCUGAACUGAAUGAACAGUUCAUUAGCAUGCUUCUUAAGAGCUCAGUGCGCCUAGAAAGCGAUUCAACCAGUUGACGAGCGGCGUUGGAGCAGGAACACGUCUGAAACACGGAGGACGACAACCCCUUGAGAGCCGGAGUUCAAACAGCUUUUAGCCACUCCUGCUGUGUAUUUUGCUCCAUCUAUCUCUGAGACGCUUCCCUGUUAAAGUAAAGCGUCUCAGCAUGAUGCUGUCAACAUCUCCGUGUGGAUGUCACGGUCAAGGCGAUGUACGCUGCGAGUCGUCGUCCACACAUGGUGUUUUAAGAAAAGUAUUUUGUACACGGCUCAGCGCAAACUACCAACAGGAGUUUUAUGGCUUUCCUUUAUAGUCAUUUUAAUUUUCUUUCCCAUAAAAGGCCAGAUUUGAGGAGCGCACCUUCCACCUGAGGUAUGGAUCUCUGCAGCUCCUCCAGAGUUACCACGGGACUCUCUCCUAGACUUUGGCUUUGCCCAUCAAGCGGCUUGUAAAGGCAGUCGGUUGCACCGGAUUUUGGAAAAAGGGUGGUUCAGCUAUUUGUGCGCGUCGCCUUUUCACAGUUACGCUGCGUCGGUCUAUCAAAUAAAAUCCCCGUAUAACACAUUGAAGCAUGCGGUUGUGACGUGAUAGAAUAGGAACAGGUUCAAGGGUCGGAAACACUUUUUUUUUUUUUUUUUUCUUUUUCAAAGAAGUGGAGCGUAUUUACAUCACAACAGGUUUUCAUUUUCUAACCAAAAUGACACUUGUAGGGGGGGAAAGUUUGUGUUAGAUGUUUGUCCAACCUUAUGGACAUUAGCGUAUUUUCUCUGCUUUGAGUGCUAAGCAUUAAAUGUUAUCUGUGCAGCUGGUGCAGAGAGGCAAAUGCUCCUGGAAAGCUGCCGCCUUUUUUUUUUUUUUUUUUUUUUUCUCCUCUGGACUGGAGCCGAGCCAAAAGGACUUGUCCUGUGCACCCAAGGAGAUCGGCCUAACUGUGUGUGAAGACCAUCAAGGCAGCAGCCAGCGGACCGCGCGUGCUUCUUUAAAGUUAAUCUGCAGGUGGCCGAUGGCUAUUAGCCAGAGACCCAUUUAUGCACUUGAAGUGACAGCGCGCAGGGGAAGACGCUACUUUGCAAAAGGAGUUUGAGAAAUGAAGAAGCGCAACUUCGCAGGAGGAAAUCUCUGCACCAGUGGUUGUUCUUCAAAGCCGAGCCACUCUGAAUUCUGGAGAUAAAUACUUUAUAUUGUUGCCCAGACCUCCUUUUGGUCGCAUCGCACUAAACUCCUCCUCGUGCAAUAAUUCUCAUUCCUGCUCGACUGAGAACGUGUGUUUUCAAGCACGCCGUUUUUUGUAGAACAUUUAUACCAGGGUUUUUAUAAAUCAUUUUAUUUUGCUAGCAAUGCAUUGUACAUUUCAACACACUAUUUUCUAUAAAGAAGAGUAAAAUAAAUGUUUUUUUUAACAAA